Syngnathoides biaculeatus (alligator pipefish) is the source of this 9146-nucleotide messenger RNA. It is a transcript of the gene pomgnt1, whose product is annotated as protein O-linked mannose N-acetylglucosaminyltransferase 1 (beta 1,2-). Gene Ontology annotation, cellular component: Golgi membrane. Gene Ontology annotation, biological process: protein O-linked glycosylation via N-acetylgalactosamine. The record is from RefSeq and is a predicted model, not a curated record. Lineage: Eukaryota; Metazoa; Chordata; Actinopteri; Syngnathiformes; Syngnathidae. Gene Ontology annotation, molecular function: beta-1,3-galactosyl-O-glycosyl-glycoprotein beta-1,3-N-acetylglucosaminyltransferase activity. Bases 220 to 2181 code for a protein of 653 amino acids. The transcript has 23 exons.
UAUGACAUCACUGAUUCUGCGACAGAACUCUAAGCGUUUAGUAUGUUGUCGAAUUAUAGUAGCGAUUUGCUUGAUCUGAUUGUUUUCCUGGUUAAGAGUUACAAAUGGUAGUACAAAGUUUACUUUGCCAUACGGUAAAACAUAUAUUAUACAUAUGACGAGGAUGUAAAUGGAUGUGCGAGACUCGGAGAAAGACAGAAGUCCAAGAGUCGAAGCGGAAUGGAUACUUGGACUCCCAACCCCCGAGCUAAGCCAUUUAUACCUCGCCAACAAAGAAGCUUGUAUCUCACUUAUAAAUACAAACUAUUUAAUAAGAGGACUAUUCGUCGUUUCUGUCAGGCUGGCGCUGUACUUUUUCUACUGGUCACAGUCAUAGUCAAUAUUAAACUUAUCUUAGACACAAGAAGAGUUGCCAUUGAGGAAGCAGGAAUUCAAGAAUAUGAGGAUGUAAUGCCCAACAUGGAGACUCCUCGCAGACUGCCAAAUGGGCGCAAGGUUCUUGACAUUGAGGUGUACUCCAGCCGGUCCAAAGUCUAUGUGGCAGUGGAUGGCACCACUGUGCUGGAGGAUGAUAUGCGGGAGCAAGGCAGAGGCAUUCAUGUUAUUGUUCUCAACCAGGCUACAGGUCAUGUGAUGGCCAAGAGGGUUUUUGACACUUACUCACCCCACGAGGAUGAAGCCAUGAUCCUCUUUCUCAACAUGGUGACUCGAGGUCGCGUACUAAUCUUUACCAUUAAGGAUGAGGGCACAUUCCAUCUGAAAGAUGCAGCUAAAAACUUGCUAAAAACUCUGGGAAGCCAGAUGUCUCUCAAUCUCAGCUGGAGGGACAUGUGGACUCUAGUGGUGAAGAAAGGAGGUCAAGUAUAUGGUGAAAAACAUUCAAAAUCUCCUGCUCUUUCCUACUGGGGUGAUCCAGUUCUUCUUAAAACAGAAGUGCAGCUCACUGCCUUUGAAGAGGCAGAGUGCCACUGGGCCGAUACAGAGUGGAAUCGGCGCAGGAAGCUUUUCUGCACCAAAGUCGAAGGAUAUGGCAGUAUCUGCAGCUGCAAAGACCCAGCACCCAUUGAAUUCAACCCAGAACCUCUGCCCAAUAAUAGUGUCUUCAAUGUCCCUGUUGCUGUCAUUGCAGGAAACAGACCCAACUAUCUCUAUCGGAUGCUCAGGUCGCUUCUUUCAGCUCAUGGUGUUAACACACAAAUGGUCACAGUCUUCAUUGAUGGAUAUUAUGAGGAGCCUAUGGAUGUGGUAGCGCUGUUUGGACUGAAGGGAGUUCAGCAUACACCAAUCAGCAUCAAGAAUGCUCGAGUGUCCCAGCACUACAAGGCCAGUUUGACAGCAACAUUCAACCUUCAUCCAGAAGCCAAAUAUGCUAUUGUGUUAGAGGAAGAUUUGGACAUCUCCAUUGACUUUUUCAGUUUUCUGAGUCAGACCAUUCAUCUGAUGGAUGAGGAUGACAGCUUAUAUUGCAUCUCAGCCUGGAAUGAUCAGGGGUAUGAACACACAGCAGAGGACCCUACAUUACUUUACAGAGUGGAGAGUAUGCCUGGCCUGGGCUGGGUCCUGAAAAAGAGCCUCUACAAGGAUGAACUGGAACCAAAAUGGCCAACACCUGAGAAGCUGUGGGAUUGGGACAUGUGGAUGCGAAUGCCAGAGCAGAGGAAGGGCAGAGAAUGUAUCAUACCUGAUGUGUCCCGCUCCUACCACUUUGGCAUCAUUGGCCUUAACAUGAAUGGAUAUUUUCAUGAGGUAUAUUUCAAGAAACACAAGUUCAACACAGUACCUCACAUUCAGCUGAGGAACGUGGACAGUUUAAAGAAGGACGCCUAUGAAGUGGAAAUCCAAAACCUGCUUCGGGAUGCAGAGGUGCUGGACCACACGAAGAACCCGUGUGAGGACUCUAUGCUACCAGAUUCUGAGGGGAAAGUGUAUGUCAUGUUCAUUAAGAUGGAGUCGGAAACAGACUCCUUGACCUGGACUGAGCUUGCUAAGUGCCUCCAUGUUUGGGACCUGGAUGUACGUGGAAAUCACAGAGGCUUGUGGCGACUGUUUAGAAAGAAAAAUCAUAUCCUAGUGGUGGCUGUACCAAUCUCCCCAUACUCUGUGACGAAACCUGCCAAUGUCAUCCCCAUCCACUUGGAGCCACCCGCUAAAGAAGAGGGCGCACCAGCAGAGCAGCUUUAAGUUCAAUGUCCAUCCACCCAUUUUCUGAGCCACUUAUCCUCCCAAGGGGUGCGGGAAUGCUGGAGCUUAUCCCAGCUAUCAUCUGCCAGGAGGCGAGGUACACCCCGAAUUGGUUGCCAGCCGGAGGGCUAAUGGAGACUGUGGCGUUUACAUCGCCAAGUAACGCAAGGAGGACAACAUUAUGUGCCUAAUUGUAUUUAUUGAAGACACGACUGACAGAACAUCAAGCAAAGACCGCCUGCUAUCCUAACUGGCAUACACACAUCAUGGGACUCAGAACUGCAUCACAAAGGCAUAGUAUUUUGCCCUUGAUCUUUUACUCAAUGUGACAUCUCUCCCCUUUUCAAGUAUAGUAGGCAAAACACAAUACAAACAUUAACUUUUAGCAUAACUUCAAACAAUAUGUUUACUCUUUAGCUCAGUAAUUACUUAUAAAAAAAAAAAAACAACCUCUUCCAGAUAUCCAACAAAACAUUCUUACAGCGUUUCUUCUGUUUUUAUUUUCACAUUAUCUGAGGGUGUGGGUAGACUACCAGGGACCUUGAGCUGAGAAGGGAUUUAUUCUGGCCUUUUGUCCAUCAUCUCAACUAACUAGCAUACCUGGGGUUUGGCUUAACAGUCCAAUCAAACCUGGUGAUGACUGGAGUUGGGUAUUCAGAGGAACCAGGGGCAUCACCAGGAGUACUGGCAGUGGUUCAGUCCUGCUCUGCUGGGUCACACUGUCCAUCUUAUUCCAUCGGCUGAGGAACAUCCAACUUUCCCGGUGAUGACAGCUCCUGAUUGAGCAGCUGGAUGUGGCGCCGGUUCCGUCACGGGUGUCGUGUUGCCUCUCCAGUGUAAAGGAACGUGGCGCAACCUCUUGGCGUGGCACAGUUGCUGGUGUUGUCCAAGCCUUUUCCACGUCAAUCUUCAGUCUGAUUGUGUCACCAAUGGAGAGUGAUGGUAGAGGUUUGGCGGUUGUAGUAUUUCUCGUAGGACGAUUUUCUUUUCGCGUCAUUUCUCUUGACAGUCUCUAGGUUUAAUUGGCCUAAUUGGCCGCAGGAUCUCUUUGAGUACGGGGGGUAGUUGUACAGAUUUCUUGGCCCAUUAGCAACUUAACAGGACUUUGUCUAGUGAACUUUGUUGGUGUUGAACGGUAGGUCAGAAGAGCUAGGUGAGGAUUGUCUUGCUUGAGAAUUCCCUUUGCAGUCUGCACAACACGUUCUGCCAUGCAGUUGGAUUGUGGGAAAUGAGGGCUCGAAGUAACGUGCUGGAAGUUGUACGCAGCUGUAAAGUUUUUUAACUGUUCGGCUGAGAACUGAGGGCCGUUAUUGGUCCUAAACUGCUCUGGAAUCCUGUAGCGUGUGAAGAUGCUUUUUCAGCUUCUGUAUGACUAUUUCUGAGUUUGUCUUUGGCAAGUCUAGGAUCUUGAGCCAUCUGGAGAAGUAGUCCAUCACAAUUAAGUAGUGACAACCUUUGAACUCACAUACGUCAGUUGGAAGCUUUUGCCAUGGUAAAUCUGGCAUUGGUGUGGAGAUCAACGGUUCUCUGUUCUGGCUUGGUCUGUAGAUGUUGCAAUGCUUACAUGACGUCACAAGCCUUUUGCCGAUGCCUGGCCACCACACAGCGCCACUGUACCGUUCUUGGCACUUGGUAAGGCCUUGGUGCCCCUCGUGAAUAUUCUGCAACAUGUAGUCCCACAUACUGCUGGGAAUCACAAUCUGCUUGCCACGUCACAACAAGCACAGACCGACUGCUAGGCUAACUGUCCUCAAGUGAGUCCAGGUACACUUUCACCUCCACUUCUUGGUCACCUGGCUUGGUUUCUGCCAUGGGUUGUUUCCCUGGAACACAUUUUGCAACUGGGUUAAACUUCAUUAUCCUGAUAAGCAGGCGCUGACAACAAAUUGGUGUGGUGUCGAGGUCUUUUGAGUUGAUGAGGGUUACCAGAGGCUUGUGGUCUGUAAGUAGCUUGUAGCUCUCUAAACCGCAAAGAAACUGGCAGAAAGUUUCAUAGGCCCUGAAGUGUAUUAUCGAUGUGUAUCUCUUUUAUUAUUGAUGUGUAUCUCUUUAUUGAUACGUAUCACAUUGCUCACACAUGCCAAAUCAUCACUUAACCUUACUGGAGAGACCAGGGCAUAGGAAUGUGGCAGUUAUUACCAACUUAGUCAUUAUGAUGAAUAUAGUUUCUGAUGCUUUUAUUUUAUGAUGUGGUUCUCUUGUGAUGCUCUUUAUUUGUGAUGCUCUUUAUUUUCCUUUCAUAUGUUUGUGAUGCGGACCCUGCUGAUAGUAGGGGAAUGCUAUAAGUCCUCUGUAUCUUUGCACUUCUGAUCUGGUACAGCCAUUGUCUGUCAUUCAUUUGUGCCCAGAAUAUCCUGUAAGUAAAAGCUUCGAAGAAACUGUUCCUCAUCUCCAGCCUGUAUUUGGAUAACCAACAUUCUCACUACCCGAAAUUAAAUGAACACGCAGGGAGGAAAAAAGCGUCCUCCAACAAUUGGUGACCCCGACGUGAUUUCGGACUGAGGUGUUGGUUGACAGAACAUCGGCCGGCCAACAAUUGACAAGGUGAGAGGACAUUUAUCCUCCAAAAGUGAUCUUCUGUGUGUUAACUGGUGUUGAGGUCUGUGUCACGUUUGAAUUUGUGUUGAGUGUGAAAUUAGUUUCUGGCUGGUUGAACAGUGGGGAAAUUGUGGGUGUAUAGUCCUGGGUUAGAGGCCCUGGUGGGACACCGUCGCGUCCCACCUAAAUGGUUGAAAAGCCGUAGAGUCUGUGGGCGUACCACUCUAAAAAAGGUUUAGAAGUGCCCUGUGAUCGGAGGUUGUGCCGACACAAAAAGGUUGUAAAUCCGGUGACUGGCAGACAGACCAGUGGGUUGAAGCCGGUCCAAAACUUUCUGAACCGAGAGGUUGUCUCGUUCUUUUCGGAGAAUCCUAGAGACUAGAAUUCCUCAUUCGAAAUCAAAGGACAAAGUGUGCACGAUAAAAAGUUGAGAAGAAUAACCCGGAUGAACAGUUAAUUGCGCAAUUGUAAUUUUAUUUUAGGAGAGGUUGUUUCAUUCUUUCAAGAAUCCUAGAAAGUAGAAUUCCUCAAAUAAAAUAAAAUUUUAAGAGUACUUUUGAGAAAAAAAAUCCAGCGCUUUUGCUAAAUUAAGGUUCGAGUACUUUUGUUUGUUUGGUAUCGAGUACUUUUGAGAAAAUAAAGAGGUCCGACCACUUUUGAUAAAAGACGAUUUAAAUCAAAAUGCAGGGAGAGUUUGAUAGGGAAAGUGAGUGGUUCGAUUUGCGGCAAAUACCAAACCAUUCUAAACAAGUGGUGCUAAGUGAACAAGUGAGGAAUGCAUGUUAUGUGUGUGUUGGAGGAUUGCCUGAAAAGGAACGAGAGAAUGAGAAAGAACAGUUGAAAGAAUGGAUGAGGAAAUGUGAGAAUGGAUGGUUUCCUCCAAUGUUUUCAACUGUAUGUUUGGUGACAUUAAUGAGGCAAAAGGAAAAAGCUUGUGCUAAAAGAGCGGCAGCUCUCAAAUUGGAAGUAGAAAAAACUAACAGGUUGUCUCCGAAAGGUAGAAACGUGAGAGAGAAUACUGAGAAAGUUGUGGAAAUGAAAGCGAGAGCAAGGAUGAUGGCGAUGGGAUGUGCGUUAAAGUUGUCCCGUUUGGCUGUCAAGGAAGAGAGUGUUGGUCUGGUACCUUUAACACCCAAAGUGCCCUCCGCGCCGCCUCCUUACUUGGAGGAGAAACAUCUUUUGGCGUUGUCUCCAAAUGAUCCAUGUGUACCACCUCACCAUGAAGCCAGGAAAUUUCAGGCUCCAGUGUUGAAUGUAACUGCCGGUCGACUUGAAGUAGAUCUAGAUGAUCAAACGUCUCUCACUCGCUCACAACAAACAUCAAACAUGAAUACGGUUGCAGUAACUCUGGCUGCUGGAGUGACCGGCGCCAUUAAAUAAUUAGAACGAAAAUUGGACAAAGUUGUUGAUUUGAGAGCCGACCCAUUUACACGUUUGAAUCGGCUAGGAAUGUACAAGGCGGAAUAGACACCAACAGGUUCCACAAAAUAUUAGAGAUCAACUUGAGAGAAUCACCACUGAACAUGAAGACAGACCGAACGCUGAAGUGGAGGAGCAGACGUGCCCUCCGCGCUGAACAAGAAGCAGCCCGAGUGAAGAGAGAACAGGAAUUUGCUGUCUUCGCUGGUAGAGCCCUUUCAAGUGAGGAAGUGGAAAACAGGUUGUACAUUGAUCAGUUACAGAACCAAGUAACAGAAUUAAAGUGUCAUGUUCAGAAUCUUUCAGGUGCCCCACCACCAUCUGUUCUGGAUCCAACCAGAGGUCAUGAAGACCUUGAGGAAUCUUCCGAAGGUCCAGCUUCUCCUCCUCUUCGGCCUGUGACUCGUUCCCAAAUCUUACAGGCUCCCAUGUUGGCCAAAGUUGAUCCGGCUACUGGUAACUCUGCUAUGUUUUACAAAUCUUUCUCUCGCACUGAUGUGAGUGUGCUGAUGCAGAAACUUCCACCUAUGCGAUCUGGAGGUGUAAAUUGGCUUCAAGCAGUUUAGAGAUCGGUUACAGGAAAAAUGUUAACAGCAGGUGAUAUCCGUGUCCUUCUUACACAAUCAUGUCCGCUUUCACAGUUGAAUACUCUGAUGCAAAAUUCAGGUUUGUCUUCUCUCCCUGAUCAUCAGGCUCUUACACGAGAAAAUUAUUUGACCUUGUCUACAGCACUGGACGCUUUGUUUGCACUUCCCGAUGUGUUAUCUCAGAUAUGGUGCUCCCAAAGCAGAUGAGGAGGCCGUGCCCUCACUGAUUGUUCUCUGAAAACAGGACAUGCUCCUACGGCCUCCGCCUUGCAUUCGCAAGUGUUCCGAGCAGCUAUUUUGAAGGGCGUUCCCAAGUCUGUGGCACAGGCCAUGGAGGCCAAUCCUAACCUUUCUGGUGCUGAGGUUGACCGGUGGUUGUCACAUCUUAAACAUCAUUUGAGGAGAUAUGCUAAAGAGAAAGAAUCUAAGGUACACAAACAUAAAAGUACAGAAACACAACUUGCUAUGUUGCAAUUGCAAUAUCUGAAAAAUCAGGAAGAAGCCACUCAUGCUGUGAUCUCAGCUCCCUCUGUCGGUUCCGAGUCCAUGAUGUAUCAAGCAGGUUCAUUCAUAGGUCGAGGUGCGCCCCCUGGUGGCUGUGACAUGUGCUUCAAUUGUGGACGGCCUGGUCAUUGGGCCCGCGCUUGCAGACAGCGACCUCAAGUGUUCGGAUGGAGAGGCACAGGCCAACACCCUGCACGUGGCUACAAUCGACGAGGUUACAACCAAUCCCGAGAGAGAGGACAUCUUACACAGCACCAGCAGCUACCGCAGCAGCAACAGGGAUAUCCCUCAGUGCCAAACCAGCAGUAUCUACCGCCCUCUGGUGGACAGUUUCCGCAAUGAUGGUGCCCUGAAUUCACAUGUUUAGGCCUGCAGGAGCCUUUGAUGAUCCUGACGGUGGAAGGACUAACGUUAUCAUUUAUGGUCUACACAGGAGCUCGGCAUUCUACUAUCACAGCCCUGCCACCUGAUACCUCUCUUACCAGGAAAACCACCUCACUUGUUGGAUUCAAGGGUGAAGAAACUGCCCUACAAUUGACCACCACGGCAUAAAAGUAGUAGGCCCAUUGUUAUUUUUGCCUCUUUUUAACAUUGUUAGAGGUUUUGUGCCUGAUUACCUGCACUGGUAAAUUACCACAAGAAUACUUAAAUGAUUGUUCUUUGCUUGUCUAUGCAACACAAUCACUUUUCCAAGAUAACGUUAGUCCUGCUGAGGUAGAUUUAGCUGAUAAUGCCCUUAACCGGUUUUUAGAAAAGUUCUGAUUUUGUAUGGCCACGAAUAUUGUACAUUCAAUGUUCCAGAUGCUGUGCGAGACUGGGGCCCUCUGUGGGUAUUUUCAUAUUUUUGCUUUGAAAGUAAUAUAGGACAGAUAAUAUCAUAAAAUGUGUGCCUAUGCAGAUCUGUAAAACAUUCUUGCUGCGCACUGUUUUACUUGAAUUACAUUUGAAGUACUUCAUAAGCUGUGAUAUGCGUCUAAACUCUACAGUAGACUGAUGUGUUCCGGGAUGUGUAUGAGAAAAAGUCUGUUCAUCCUGAUAAUGUUCAUUUUUAUGGGACUGGACUACUCAAAACAUCUUAAGUAUCACCCUUCAGUCACUUACAUGUAUGUAAUCCAAACAAUUGUACUUAUACAAUAUACAACAGGGUUUCUUGCAUUUCACUUUAUCUGUGUUCCAUCCACUUCAAGGAGUCAAACCACCAUUGUGAUAAUACUAUUUAGAUGAAAAAUUUGAAAUUUUAUGUUAUUUUGAAAUGGAUUCUUGCUAAGUUUUUUGUUACCAUAAUGACUGUGAAUGUGAAGAAAAGGCACUGCUUUUUGUUAAUGAAUUAGCUAGAAUUAGUAAGACAACUAGUGAUAUUUUCUAACAGCUUUCUAUUUAGUGGCCAAAGGAACUAUCAAACUAUUUGCGUUGAGCCAAUACAGGUAGCCAUAAAAUGUUUCAGAUAUCAGAAGAAUGAAGAAGUAUACAGAAUUCCCCUACCAACAGUCCAGGAACCAAAUAAAUAAUUGUCUGAAUAGACAGUUUUAUAAGCUUUGUGUUCUGUGGAUCAUAAUGCAAAAAAUGGCUUUGCAAUCCAGUUAUCAUACAUUCUACUAUAUAUCUUUUUCCCCAGAGCCAUCUAUUCCUUGAACUCAAACCACUGAAAUAACAGUACUGUAAUGGAAUAUUAUGCAGUGGCACUUUUGUGUAUUUAUUUAUUGAUUUAUUUUAGCAAUAACUGUGCCUUGAUGUUUUAUCUAUUGUUUUUUACCUAAAAUGUUCUUUAAUUUUUAUUUUAUUUUAUUGGACCUUGUGGAGAAGCUCUCAUCAUUUUGUUCUAUGCACAGACAUUAAAGACUUUUGAUUUGAUUGAUUUGAUUUGCUAGUGCGAUACCAACUCGAAUUUGUACGAAUAAAACAUAUCGAUUUCAUUGC